This is a messenger RNA of Puma concolor (puma), 4764 nucleotides long. The record is from RefSeq and is a predicted model, not a curated record. NCBI's taxonomy places the organism in Eukaryota, Metazoa, Chordata, Mammalia, Carnivora, Felidae.
AUGACAAUGCACCGGUACCCAAGAGCUACAGUGGAGAUGUGCAAAAUUGCCACAGCCUCCCCAGCCUUCGGCAGUCACUCCCCGGAUCAGUCGGUAGCCAUCAACCACCCUCCCCCAGCCAAAAGAGUGCAACCUGCUGAGAGCUCAGAUAAUGGUGAACGUUUCUCUAGCAGUGAAGAUCAGCUGCUUCUCCAAGAAGCUCUUGUUCUUUUUAGUAGGAACGAGUAUGUGGAAAAUGCGGUAUCAUUAAUGGGAUUGGAAAUUUUAAGUGCCUUUGUGGACAGAUUAUCAACACGAUUUAAGUCCUAUGUAGUAAUGGUUAUUGUAGCUUUAAUAGACAGAAUGGGAGAUGCCAAAGACAAGGUUCGAGACGAAGCUCAGACUCUGAUAUUGAAGCUGAUGGAUCAAGUAGCAGCACCUAUGUACAUUUGGGAACAGUUGACUUCUGGUUUUAAGCACAAGAAUUUUCGAUCUCGAGAAGGCGUGUGUCUAUGUCUUAUUGAAACCUUAAACGUUUUUGGGGCUCGGCCGCUAGUCCUCAGCAAGUUGGUACCACAUUUGUGUAUCUUAUUUGGAGAUUCCAACAGUCAGGUGAGAGAUGCGGCAGUAUUGGCUGUGGUGGAGAUCUAUAGACAUGUGGGAGAGAGAGUGAGGGUGGACCUCUGUAAGAGGGGGAUUCCCCCUGCUAGAUUAGAGAUGAUUUUUGCCAAAUUUGAUGAAGUGCAAAAUUCAGGCGGUAUGAUUUUGAGUGUCUGCAAAGAUAAAAGCUUUGAUGAUGAGGAAUCGGUGGAUGGAAAUAGGCCAUCAUCAGCUGCUUCAGCCUUCAAGGUUCCUGCACCUAAAACAUCCGGAAAUCCUGUCAACAGUGCGAGGAAGCCUGGUUCAGCAGGUGGCCCUAAGGUUGGAGCAGGUGCUUCUAAGGAAGGGGGUGCUGGAGCAGUGGAUGAAGAUGAUUUUAUAAAAGCUUUCACCGAUGUCCCUUCUGUUCAGAUCUAUUCUAGUCGAGAACUUGAAGAAACAUUAAAUAAAAUCAGGGAAAUAUUGUCAGAUGACAAACAUGACUGGGAUCAGCGUGCCAAUGCACUUAAGAAAAUUCGAUCAUUGCUUGUUGCUGGAGCUGCACAAUAUGACUGCUUCUUCCAACAUUUACGCUUGUUGGAUGGAGCGCUUAAACUUUCAGCAAAGGAUCUUAGAUCCCAAGUGGUUAGAGAAGCUUGCAUUACUGUAGCACAUCUUUCAGCAGUUUUGGGAAACAAGUUCGAUCAUGGCGCUGAAGCCAUUGUACCUACGCUUUUUAAUCUCGUCCCCAAUAGUGCAAAAGUCAUGGCAACUUCUGGAUGUGCGGCUAUCAGGUUCAUCAUUCGGCAUACUCAUGUACCCAGACUUAUACCUUUAAUCACAAGCAAUUGCACAUCAAAAUCAGUUCCUGUAAGGAGGCGCUCAUUUGAAUUUUUAGAUUUAUUGUUACAAGAGUGGCAGACUCAUUCACUGGAAAGACAUGCAGCUGUCUUGGUUGAAACUAUUAAGAAGGGGAUUCAUGAUGCUGAUGCUGAAGCCAGAGUGGAGGCAAGAAAGACAUACAUGGGUCUUAGAAACCACUUUCCUGGUGAAGCCGAAACGUUGUAUAAUUCACUCGAGCCAUCUUAUCAGAAGAGUCUUCAGACUUACUUAAAGAGUUCUGGCAGUGUAGCAUCUCUUCCACAAUCAGACAGGUCCUCAUCUAGCUCACAGGAAAGUCUCAAUCGCCCUUUUUCUUCCAAAUGGUCUACAGCAAACCCAUCGACUGUGGCUGGAAGAGUGUCGGCAGGCAGCAGCAAAGCCAGUUGCCUUCCCGGAAGCCUGCAGCGUUCACGAAGCGACAUCGACGUGAAUGCUGCUGCUGGUGCCAAGGCUCACCAUGCUGCCGGGCAGUCUGCGCGAAGCGGGCGGUUGGGUGCAGGGGCCCUGAAUCCGGGUUCCUACGCGUCACUAGAGGAUACUUCUGACAAGAUGGAUGGAGCAACAUCUGAAGAUGGCCGGGUGAGAGCAAAGCUUUCAGCAGCGCCCCUCGCGGGCAUGGGAAAUGCCAAGACAGAUUCUCGAGGAAGAAGUCGAACCAAAAUGGUGUCUCAGUCUCAGCGUUCGUCAUCACCUGACAAAAAUGAAGGAUCACAAUCUGCUAAUACCAUUGGUGCUGGCAGCCGGUCCGGGUCUCCAGGAAGAGUUCUGAGCACAACAGCCCUCUCUACUGUGAGCUCUGGUGUUCAGAGAGUCUUGGUCAAUUCCGCCUCGGCGCCAAAGAGAAGCAAGAUCCCACGGAGCCAGGGGUGUAGCAGAGAGGCUAGUCCGUCUAGGCUGUCCGUGGCCCGAAGCAGUCGUAUUCCUCGACCAAGUGUGAGUCAAGGGUGCAGCCGGGAAGCCAGUCGGGAGAGCAGCCGGGACACAAGUCCUGUUCGUUCUUUUCAGCCCCUCGCCUCCAGACACCAUUCCAGAUCUACUGGUGCCCUCUACGCCCCCGAUGUGUAUGGGGCCUCAGGUCCAGGGUAUGGGAUGAGCCAAUCGAGCCGACUGUCGUCUUCUGUCAGUGCCAUGCGAGUCCUGAACACAGGCUCUGACGUGGAGGAGGCCGUAGCAGAUGCCUUGCUCUUAGGAGACAUACGGACUAAGAAAAAGCCUGCUCGAAGAAGAUACGAAUCCUACGGAAUGCAUUCAGAUGAUGACGCCAACAGCGAUGCAUCGAGUGCUUGUUCAGAACGCUCCUAUAGCUCUCGAAAUGGCAGUAUUCCUACCUACAUGAGGCAGACGGAAGAUGUGGCCGAGGUCCUCAAUAGAUGUGCCAGUUCCAACUGGUCAGAAAGGAAAGAAGGCCUCCUGGGGCUACAAAACUUGCUAAAAAAUCAGAGAACGCUAAGUCGAGUUGAACUGAAAAGAUUAUGUGAAAUUUUCACAAGAAUGUUUGCUGAUCCUCACGGCAAGAGAGUAUUCAGCAUGUUCUUGGAGACUCUAGUGGAUUUCAUACAAGUCCACAAAGAUGAUCUUCAAGAUUGGUUGUUUGUACUGCUGACUCAACUCUUAAAAAAAAUGGGUGCUGAUUUGCUGGGGUCUGUUCAGGCAAAAGUUCAGAAAGCCCUUGAUGUUACAAGAGAAUCUUUUCCAAAUGAUCUUCAAUUCAAUAUUCUAAUGAGAUUUACAGUUGAUCAGACCCAAACACCAAGCUUGAAGACACUCAAGCCAGCGCUUCGGGACCAGCUUCACUCUUUUUGGAGCUCCAAGGUGAAGGUUGCUAUCCUUAAAUACAUAGAAACUCUGGCCAAGCAGAUGGAUCCAGGAGAUUUUAUAAAUUCCAGUGAAACUCGCCUGGCAGUGUCUCGGGUCAUCACUUGGACAACAGAACCCAAAAGUUCUGAUGUUCGGAAGGCAGCACAGUCCGUGCUGAUUUCCCUAUUUGAACUCAAUACUCCAGAGUUUACAAUGUUAUUAGGAGCUUUACCAAAAACUUUUCAGGAUGGUGCUACCAAGCUUCUUCAUAAUCACCUUCGAAACACUGGCAAUGGAACCCAGGGUCCCAUGGGGAGUCCUUUGACAAGGCCAACAGCACGUUCACCAGCCAACUGGUCCAGUCCUCUUACUUCUCCUACCAACACAUCACAGAAUACUUUAUCUCCAAGUGCAUUUGAUUAUGACACAGAAAAUAUGAACUCUGAAGAUAUUUAUAGCUCUCUUAGAGGUGUCACCGAAGCAAUUCAGAAUUUCAGCUUCCGUAGUCAAGAAGAUAUGAAUGAGCCGUUGAAAAGAGAUUCUAAAAAAGAUGAUGGUGAUUCUAUGUGUGGCGGUCCCGGGAUGCCUGACCCAAGGGCAGGAGGCGAUGCUACCGACUCAAGCCAAACCUCCCUUGAUAAUAAAGCUUCGUUGCUCCAGUCGAUGCCUGCUCAUUGCUCCCCACGCUCGCGAGACUAUAAUCCAUAUAACUAUUCAGAUAGCAUCAGUCCCUUCAAUAAGUCCGCCCUCAAGGAAGCCAUGUUUGACGACGACGCCGACCAGUUUCCUGACGAUCUCUCCCUAGACCAUUCUGACCUGGUUGCAGAGUUGUUGAAGGAGUUGUCUAACCAUAAUGAACGUGUAGAGGAAAGAAAAAUUGCCCUCUAUGAACUCAUGAAACUGACACAGGAGGAAUCUUUCAGCGUUUGGGAUGAACACUUCAAAACAAUAUUACUUCUAUUGCUUGAAACCCUUGGGGAUAAAGAGCCUACAAUCAGGGCUUUGGCGUUAAAGGUUUUAAGAGAAAUCCUAAGGCAUCAACCAGCCAGAUUUAAAAACUAUGCAGAACUGACGGUCAUGAAAACGUUGGAAGCACAUAAAGACCCUCAUAAGGAGGUGGUGAGAUCUGCUGAGGAAGCAGCAUCGGUGCUGGCCACUUCUAUCAGCCCCGAGCAGUGCAUCAAAGUGCUUUGCCCCAUCAUCCAAACCGCAGAUUACCCAAUCAAUCUGGCUGCAAUCAAGAUGCAAACGAAAGUGAUAGAGCGGGUGUCCAAGGACACCCUUAACCUGCUUUUGCCAGAGAUUAUGCCAGGCUUGAUACAGGGUUACGAUAACUCGGAGAGCAGUGUUCGGAAAGCUUGUGUCUUCUGCCUGGUGGCCGUUCACGCGGUAAUUGGUGACGAACUAAAACCACAUCUCAGUCAGCUCACGGGCAGCAAGAUGAAGCUCCUGAAUCUGUACAUCAAACGCGCACAGACAGGUUCUGGAGGAGCUGACCCCGCUGCUGAUGUUUCCGGACAGAGUUAG